GACUCUCCGGAAGUACUUCCGGUUAGGUUGUUUUGAGUUCUCUCGAAUGUUGAUUCUUGGUGAAUCGUUCGAUAUUUAUGUUAAAAUCAAGAGCUGCCACUUACUUAAGAAAGAGCGAACACUGCUUGAUACCCAUGGGAAGUCGUGGUUUUGAUAGGAGACGAUCGAAUGACUCGAAAGGAGGGUAAGAAGUUAUCGGCUUAUAACCACCUCAAAAAAAAAAAUAAAGAGGCAGUGGAGAGUGAAUUAGUUGAGGUGCAAAGCGAUAUGAAAGGCCAUGUAAUCGGUAAGGGAGGCUGUAACAUUAAAGAGAUCAUGGCGAAAUCUGGAGCAAAGAUCAGCUCUAGGAGAGAUGAGGACAGCUUCUCAAUCAGCGGCGAUACUGAGCAACGAGCACGUGCAAGGAGUCUUAUUUUAGAGAAGGUGCAAGAAAUACAGCGAAAGAGAAACGACCCACGUUCCCUUGGUGAACAUGUAGAGAUUCCUCAAGUUUACAAAGGCUUGGUAAUGGGUAAAGGAGGCGAUAAUCUCCGUGACAUCAGCACUCAAACUGGUGCAAAAGUCACAAGGAAAGACGGUGAAGUAUAUAUAGCUAGUGGAACUGAACAGCAACGACAACAGGCCAAACUGUACAUUAGCACUAUCAUCGCUGGAGCAAGAAUGAGGGGAGUGGAAAACGAAUUCAACAAAGUAUGUCGUUUCAUUGAUGGCUGUAAUCUGCCAACUGAUUGUAAGCUGAGGCUGGAGCAAGUUUCUGAGGGAGAUCGUAUGGUUCAUCCAGGAAUGCAAAGUCAAUAUCGACUGAAACCUACUGAGGACUAUGAACAUCAGGAACCAAAUAGUUCUACUGAUGGUUAUCACUCGCAAAUUAUGGAUGCUGCAUUAGAGGCACUGCGUCAAAUAAAGUAUGAAACCGAAGAGCAACCGAAGGCUGACAUGUGGUGUCACUUGGGAACGGCCAUAAUCCGAGGAGCCGAUGAAGAGGAAGUGACUGAAGGGGAAUGGAGUAUUGAUGAGGUUACAGGAAAGCUUCAAUCUUCAGAAGCAGAAAACUAUUGGAAAGUAGCCUUUAAAGAAGGUGUGAAUCUCGAUGAGAAAAUCCUGAAGGGUAAUUUGUGCGAAACGACGACUGAGGAUUUCAAAGUGAGAUAUGAUUUAACAUAUUUGACGCCAUGUGGGCACCAAGUGCGAUGCAAGGUGUGGGUGGCAAAGGCAGAUAUAAAUAAGAAGUUGGAGGAUAUUCCAAUCCCUUUCAGCGACGUGAAGAAUAUUCUCGAGACAAUUCACUUUGAGGACGAGGUAACACGGUCGAGAUGCCAGGGAUGGCUGGUUCUUCCAUCUCGAAGAUAUUUACAGGCCGAUAUUUUGUUUCCCAGUUGUGAAUUUGAUUGCAGGUUAACCAUUCGAGGGCGAACAGAUCGUGCGGUCAACGCAGACUAUGCACCAGAUGAAGAAACAAGACUUAUCAUGUCAAAGUAUCUCUCUGGACUCACCUUCGAUGAUGAAGAUGAUUUCGGACUCCGCCUUCCAGAAGAAACCAUACCCGAGGGAUUUCACUUGAUCCAUAAACGCUCCUCCAAACGAACUUUGUACACCGCCAAUGAGGGAUACGCGAUCAUUCUUUCCAAAGAAAGCUCGUGGCGAUGUGACAUCCUAAACGAAGACUCCAGAGAAUCGACUGAUCUUCAUUUGCACUGUAAAGAGUGGGAUGAGGCACUUUGCACCAAGGACUGGGAGCCAGAUGCCAUUGUUGCAAAACUUCCGGAGUUCUUGAAGUUUUUGAAACAAGUUCAAAGUUUUGUUGCACAAGAAAUGGCAGAGUGAAAUUUUCUUAAAGGACUAUAGUUUUUGUAUUAUAUUUUUGUGAAAGAUUUUAAAUGUUUCUGAAAUUUUUGUGAUAUGUUGGAAACAUCGUUCACAAAUUUCGUUAAUAUCAAGUCCAGCCCUUCUCGGAAAAAUUCAAUUUUAAACCGUCAAUUUCAAACUACUGGUGGUAAGUUUUUCAGUAUGCAGGCAUUCUUGAUGGGCAGCCCCAACUCUUCUGACCACUGAUUAGAUUUUUUUUAGUUCGAAAAGCUGACUCAGAAUUUACACCUAUUUAUUCUGUUUUCAGCCCGGUACUUCCGACAACGCCUGUUUUGGUAAUAUCCAGGACGCUUGUCGUAAUCUAAGGCUUAAACUAAGCAAAUACCCAGAUAAUACGUUUGCCGUAACAAAAAGUGGUGAUGACCAUGCAAGAUCUGGCUCUCGCAAGCUGAAAGUUUUUUUUAGGAACAGCUUACAAUCAGAAACGUUUUCUUCGUGGGAUGUUGACUCUUCAGGGAUAAUUCAAAAGACUUCUUAAUAUCGUAUUCAACGUAUUCGAGGAGACCUCAACCUGUUGCCUAAAAGAGGUACAGUUCAAGGCCUUGUCAGUUUCAAGCGGGCAACCUUUUGCUCCACCAAAUAUUCUUGACAUCGACUGACAUAAGAAUUUUUGACGAGCAAAGUUAAGAGUUAGGUAGAAGUGGGUAGGACAUCCAGAUAUUCAGGAAACAACUUUUUCUUGGUUACAACCGUUGACGCUGAUAAAAAUAAGGAGAAAACAAGGGACGGCAAAACUGUUCUUAAAAUACCGAAUAAAAAUAAAUUAUUCUCGAUACGUCAAUCAUGAGCUCUUUUACCCGCGGCUUGAUUUCCGGU
Molecule: messenger RNA, 2682 nt
Organism: Pocillopora verrucosa
Lineage: Eukaryota; Metazoa; Cnidaria; Anthozoa; Scleractinia; Pocilloporidae
Source: RefSeq, a predicted model, not a curated record